Messenger RNA from Drosophila erecta, 1968 nucleotides. It is a transcript of the gene igl, whose product is annotated as cilia- and flagella-associated protein 91. Gene Ontology annotation, molecular function: calmodulin binding. Lineage: Eukaryota; Metazoa; Arthropoda; Insecta; Diptera; Drosophilidae. The transcript is spliced from 3 exons. The record is from RefSeq and is a predicted model, not a curated record. Bases 536 to 1258 code for a protein of 240 amino acids.
UGCAGGAUGUGGGGAUGUCGGGCAUUCGGGGUCCGUGGCAUCCGCAGUGAGGACGCGUCGCCGGCGCCAUUCAGUGUCAAAGUCAGUUGUGCCUGAGCUUGUGCCAGAGACAGUCAGUUUUGCUGCGAGUCUGCCAUCCAGCUGGUUUCCGCUUCCGGUUCCGUGCGAGGUCUUUGGCUAGUGAAUUGUGGUUGUGCACCUUUUUCUAACGACUUUUGUAAACACCCAAGUUUUUUGGGCAAAAAGCGUACCAAAGGCUCAGCGUAUUUUUGUAAACAUUUAAUGCGAUAAAGGUUUCGGAUCGUGAAAGUCAAAGUGCAAAUUGGGCCAGAAACAACAAGUAUCGUUUAUAAACUAGUUUCCAGCUCGGAAGUGUGUGUGUGUGUGCUCCUGUGUGUGUGUGUGUGCUAGUGUGUGAGUGAGUGGUGUGUGUGUGCAAUUGAUUAAACAAAAUAAGGGUAACCUAGGCCAACUGAAAGCGUAGAGACACCAUCAAAAGCAGCGCACUAAAUUGCCAAAUCCUCGAGCCAGCAAGAUGGGCUGCAACACCAGCCAGGAGCUGAAGACGAAGGAUGGCGCCGCCAUCGAUGCGGUGAGCAAUGGCGAACCGGAGCCUAGUGCUCCUCCGCUGGAGGGCGAGUCCUCCAAGUCAUCCGCUAGCAAUCAUACGAAUCACGGCAAAUCCAGUUCAAUUAUCUCCAAUGGCGAGGCAAAGGCGGCCAACGGGGGCGCCGCAGUUGGCGGGGGGAGUGGCAAGUCGGAAGCAACAAAUGGCAUUGACCGUCCCUGCGACAAGGCGGCAAUCACGGAGCUCAAUGACGACGAGGACGAAGCAAAAGCCGCCACAAAAAUCCAAGCCGUCUUUCGAGGCCACAAAGUGAGAGAAACCAUGAAAAAAUCGGAAACCAAAACUGCGACCAACAACGGCAGUGCCGCCGGAGCAGCUCCAUCGGCAGCAGCCGCCGAGGCAGCCGCAUCCGCAGAGCCAACCAAAGCCGAGCUAGAGGCUGAAUUCGAUCCCAACGACAAGGAUCUGUGCCAUGCUGCAUUGAAGAUUCAGUCCACUUUCCGUGGUCAUUUGGCACGCAAGCUGGUGAACAAGGAUGCGCCCGAGGACGAGGACAUCCAGGAGAUAACCAAGAAGGUGGCCGAGGAGUUGGACAUAGAUUUAACCGAUCCCGAGCUGAACAAGGCUGCAACCAAAAUUCAGGCCUCGUUCCGGGGCCACAAGACCCGCAAGGAUGCCAAUCCCGAGUAAGGAGCUCACCAGUUGAAUUUUCAUUGCCCUCGAUGGGCUAGUCACAGAUGAAGCUUACUUAAUGCUUACGCAAGUGAAAAACAAAAAAAUAUUGGUAAAUUGUAAAUGUGUAAAAGGCCAAUCGAGAUGAGGGCACACAAUUGUAAACUUUUAGUGAAUUUGUUUUAGCCUGAAUGGCGAACCCAAGGAUUCUCAUAAUUAUUAAAUAAAUUAAGUCGAGGGCAAAGUUACAUUUAGUUUGCAAAGCUUUAAUAAAUUAAUAGUGAAACCACAUUUUGCGAAUGAUGAUUCGGCGAAAAGCGACACUUACAGAUACAAUUUUGCGGCUUGUCUUGUUCUAUUACUAACCUUUAGAGUCGUAACUUAAUAAAUUGGUAUUAGUUUAUAUUUAAUUAAAUAACAUUUCGUUUUUGGACUUUCUUAUUAAACCCAAGACCGUAACUAAAGCAAAAUAAACAAAAAUAAUGUGAACUAACGUUAAAUUGUCAAAGAAAAACCUAAUGUUACAAAAUAAUAAAUAAAAGGCACGAUGUUCCAUAAACUUUAUUGUAGGGAAAUGAGAAACCAAAAGAAACAAAACAAAAGACAAAUGCAAGGAAACUGCUGAACAAAUUUUUGGGAAAUCAUUUCCAUUUUGUCUGGCCAAUGCCAAAAGUAAAAAAUUAAUUGUACCUACAAGCGUAUGAAUAUGAAUUAGAAACCAAAGAAAC